GUUAUUUCUGUCACCAUAGAGUAAAUUGUCAUCUGUCACUGUCACAAAUAAAUCACCAUCUGUCAUUAACUAAAAAGUUUCGUGUCGUGUUUCGUGGAUGGUUCGUGUAAAAUAUUUUUUAAAUUUAAGUUUUUUAUAAGUGUAUGCACAUUUAAUAUCAGUUGUUAUAAUUUAUCGAUCAUGGUUGUGUUCGAAGGAGAGGCUGGUGAUGCGAAAGCCAUGAUCAGUGAGGAGAGCGAAAAGGGACAAGUUAAAUCUUCUUCUUUAUUGACUUUAGAAAUUUUUAGAUUAACAAAGGAUGCCCAGCAACAGCACGGUUUGCGCCAUGGCGAUUAUCAGCGCUAUCGGGGCUAUUGUUCCCGAAGAAUUAGGCGUCUACGUAAAGUGCUCAAAAUACCACAGGGAGACAGACGGCAUUAUCGCCGUCGUGACGUCACAACUACGCAUUUGACAGCGACAAGUGCAGAGAAUCGAUUGCUCUGCAUACCAUUAUUGCAAGCUGAGCGCGCUUGGGCUCAUGCCAUGCAGUUGCGGCAAGAGGCAAACACAGAGCCCCGCAAGAAGUUUCAUCUAAUUGCCCGUUUAAAGAAGGCGUCUUCCCAUGCCCAAACUUUGUUACAGCUUUCUGAGCAAAGCGGCGUGUGCGACGCCCGCACUCAGCUGGAGGCGGGCGCGUACGCGGCGUGGUUGGGCGGCGUACUGCUGGUGGAGCUGCAGCAGUGGCGCGCCGCCGCCGACAGUCUGCAGCGCGCGCACCUAGUGCUGGACAAGCUAUGCGCCGCGCUGCCAGAGGACGAGCGGCAGGUCUACAGGCAGAAGUCCGAAGAACUCAAACCGAGCCUCCGGUAUUGCGCUUACAAUAUAGGUGAUGAGUCGGCUGCAGGGGAUCUGGUCGCCAUGCGCGGGCAAGGACUCAUCGAAAAUCUGGAUGCUCUUAUGGCUCAAGCCAAGGAGUCCCGUUCGGGAGUGAUGCAUGAAGUAGAAUGGCGCGGGCGCCGCGUCACUGUUCGUCCCGAGAAAGUGCGUCUUUUCCUUAUAGCGCUCCAGGAUCUCGACAAAUCUGUCGCCAACACUCAAAAUGUCCAAGCCAAGAUCGAUAUCCUCGAGAACAUUCUAAUGGACUGCAAGGAUGCCAUAUCUGCUAUCAAAGAUGAGAUGAAGAACGAUCCAAAAUUAAAGACCGCUUCCACCCAAGAAGCCCAGCUGUCCGGCAUCAACUACUUGCUAUCCUACUUAAUGUAUUUACGUCUCCUACGGACCAUCGAGAGGAACAACCUUUUAGUGCAGCAAGCUGAAGAGGCUCGCAAAAACAACACCCAGAUCGACGGGAAGAAAGUGCGACCCCACGAUUUGACAAGACUCUAUGAGAUUAUAUUGCAGAACUUCACGGAACUCCAACAGCUGCCAGGUUUUGAAAACGAUUCGGCGUACCAGCUCGAGAUAGAGACGCAAAUGAAGGCGUACCGUGCAUUCAGAUGUUUCUAUAUAGCUCAAGUGUUGACUGGACUCAGACGUUUCAGGGAGGCUUUAGCUAUGCUCGAGAGAAGCAACAAUUAUACCAACGAGUCCCUCAACAGUAAAUUGAACGAUCAACAACUAUCAGACAAGCUGCAAGUGUUGAAGAAAGAUAUAGAAAGCUGCAAGUUCGAGGUUCACGCAGACUCUGUAUUGGAAGAUGAUGAUGAACAAGACGAAGAAAACAAGUACACUUCUAGUGGAAAAUCUUAUAAGGAAAAGAAACCUCUCGUCGACAGAUUGGAUGAAUAUCGAGAGGACACACAGGCUCUAACGAAAAAUCCUAAUAUAUACAAGAUGCCACCAGCGAUGGAAGCGAUACCUUGUAAACCGUUGUUCUUCGAUUUAGCGUGUAAUUUUGUUGAAUUCCCGAAUCUGGACGACAAAACCGGUGCCGCUGAUAGCAAGAAACAGGGUGCUGGUCUUACUGGUUUGGUAAAAGGCUUUUUGGGUUGGGGCAAAGGCGAUAAAUAAAUGUAUUUGUUUUUUCUCUCUUUUAAAUAGAUUCAUCUUUGAGAUGGAAUUAUAUAUUUAUUAAUUUUAAGAGAAAUGAACAAGAAUAGUGUCAUGUCGUGCACGUCAUUGACAUUUCCAAAUAAAACAACUUUAUGAAUAUAAAUUUUCUCUUAUAUAGAUUUUGUAUUUACUGUCCUUUUUCGGUUCUUCUAUAUGUAUGUCUGGGUAAAAAGUUUUUGUAUAGAUAUGAGUGCAAAUACAUAAAUAUCAUGC
Diatraea saccharalis (sugarcane borer) is the source of this 2244-nucleotide messenger RNA. NCBI's taxonomy places the organism in Eukaryota, Metazoa, Arthropoda, Insecta, Lepidoptera, Crambidae. The record is from the annotation of a GenBank genome assembly.